AUGUCUCAGCAAGCUCAAGCCGCGGAGCCUCCGGCGGCCGCUGCGGCGCCUCCUGUCGCGCCUCCUCCGCCGGUAGCUCCUCCGGCUCCUUCUCCUCCAGCACCGCAAAGCAUCGUCGCGCCUGCCGGUUCCGACUCAGCGCCAGUUCCCGCCGCAUCCGCUCCUACGCCACCUACUUCUGCUUCGGCCCUUCCUCCGUCCACGACUGCCGCCGCCGCUGCGUCCCCCGGCGCGCCGCCGGCAGCGCCGAACGGCCUGGCGACGCAGUACGGGGUGGUCGUCUGGCCGUCCCUCCCGGGCCUUCAGCAGGCCGCUGUCGGCGUGGCGCCGCCGGCGGCCCCGUCCGCUCUAUCCGGCGUCCCGGCCGCCCAUCAUCGCAUGCCAACAGCGGCGGGACGCGGCGGGAUGGUUGGGCCCGGGAUGGAGCAACCGGGGCUGCCGGCCGGGGCCGUGCCGCCGGGCCCUCCGGGGGACUGGAGCGGCAUCGGGAGGACGAUGACGCCGGUGAAGGGGCGCCGCACGAAGGCGCAGCGCGCCAACAGCAGCGGAAAGAAGAGCAACGACCCCAACACCGAGGGGGGGGGCGACGUCACGAACGACCGCGACACGAUGGUCGUCCUGCGCAGCGCGUGCGACGCGUGCCACCGGAUGAAGCGCAAGUGCGACGGGCUGCAGCCCUGCAACCGCUGCCGCCGCCGGAGCCGCCCCUGCGGCUACAGCUACAAGCAGAAGUCGGGGCCGCCGAAGGGGAGCAAGCGCAAGCUCAUCGCGGCGGACGAGGACCUCCUUGAGAACCGGCAGUCCCGCCCCAAGCUUAUCCAGGUGCCGACGAUGUGGCCCAAGGACGCACAGCAGCAAGGCCAUGCCGCCGCAGCCGCUGCCGCCGCUGCCGCCGCUGCGACGGCGCACGCGGCGGCCGCAAGUGCCGCCCAAGCGACCAUCCCGAGCAACGGUGCAGGGGCCGCCGCGGCCGCGGCCGCCGUGGCGGCUGCCUCUACGGCCCCCCCCGUCCCUGCCGGCGCCGCCGUUGCUGUUGCUCCCCCCGCCCCGGGCCUCGCCGUUGCGGGGGGAGGGCCGAACGGCCCGACUUCGCCCUCCCCGGGGGCAGCGAAGCGUGCCAGCCCCAAGAGCGGGGGUGUGAAGCCUAGGCACAAAGCCGGCGGCGUCCGCCCCAUAGCCGACCUGGUCCUGCCGAGCGGCGCGGCGCAGCUCUCUCUCGAGGCUCGGGCCGGGGCCUACCGGAGGGCGCAGGAGGCCGCCGCCGCGGGGAUGGCGGCGGCUAGGGCUUUUGUGGAGGGAGAGUACCCUACGGACGGCAACGGCGAGUUUCUCUCGGCGAAGUCCACCGCACUGCCAACGGGGCAGGGCGCGACGGCAGCGCCUUCGGACAGCGCCUCGGCCGCCGCGGCGGCCGCGUCAGCCGGCGGGGGCCUGCCCUCGGCUUUGUCCUCCCCGGCGGCUUCGCCAGCGGGGGCGGCGGCGAGUGCUUCUCUUGCCACCGCCAUGGACACCACCGCGGCGGCUGGGGGGGCCGUUGCCGCGCCUAAUACCUCGGCGCCGCCUGGUUCGGCGGCGGGCCCUCCGCCCCCCGCGGCUGUCGGCGCUCCUUCCACGGCGACAGAGGCAGAUCAGCAGCAGCAGCAGCUGCUGCAAAAGGCUGGCGCUCCAGCCCCACCCCAGCACCCGCCAGCAGCAGGAUCAGGAGCUGGAGCCCCCUCGCCGGCGCCUCACCCGGGGAUGCCCCCCCAGGGCAUGGCGCCGGGCAUGGGCGUGCCGAUGGCCUACCACCCACAGUACGGCAUGUACUCACCGUACCCGCAGUCGCUGUACGCGGCGUACCUCGCGCAGUACCAGCUCCAGCAGGGGGUCAACCCGUACGAAGGGAUGAGUAUGAACCCUUACGAAGGCAUGAACCCUUACGCCGGCAUGAACCCCUACGCCGCCGCCGCCGCCGGCGCUCCGGGUGCUUCGGGAGCGCCCAGCCCGGCCACCACGACAAGCCCCGCAGCGGCGGGUGCUGUCGCGACGUCCGCUCCGGCCGGGGGCGCGACUGCUGCCCCCCCAGCAGGCGGUCCUGCCCCCCCCGCGGUGAGCGGGGCCCCCGCUCCUGGCGCCGGCGCCAAGCCCGUGCAAGGAAUACCCGCUCUCCCGGGCGUCAAGGGAUUGGCCCUUCCCCCGGCUGUCGCCGCCGCCGCUGCUGCCGCCGCCGCCGGUGAGAAGCCACGGCGAAAGGAGAACGAGGACGCGAAGCAGCUUGCCGUAGAAACCCUCCUCGGGCUCAAGAACUCGCAAGGCUCUAAGGGCGGCGGUCCGAUGGACGAAGCUUCGGCCCAGGCGGUGGUUGCCGCCGCAGUCGCCGCCGCGGCCGACGCCACCGACGGGAGUGCUGCCUCGGCAGCCGCCGCCGCGGCCCUGACCGCGCAAGCGGUC
This is a messenger RNA of Ectocarpus siliculosus, 2430 nucleotides long. The record is from the annotation of a GenBank genome assembly. Lineage: Eukaryota; Phaeophyceae; Ectocarpales; Ectocarpaceae.